This is a messenger RNA of Dioscorea cayenensis subsp. rotundata (Guinea yam), 522 nucleotides long. Its product is annotated as pentatricopeptide repeat-containing protein At1g74900, mitochondrial-like. The transcript has a single exon. Gene Ontology annotation, molecular function: protein binding. Bases 1 to 522 code for a protein of 173 amino acids. The record is from RefSeq and is a predicted model, not a curated record. NCBI's taxonomy places the organism in Eukaryota, Viridiplantae, Streptophyta, Magnoliopsida, Dioscoreales, Dioscoreaceae.
AUGACGACCAAAUUUACGAAGUUCGCUGAGGUCGUGAAGCAUUUCUUUCAGAGGAGCUGCUCUUCUUCUUUUUCUUCUUGUUUGGAGAUUGGCGCCAGACCACGGCAUCCUCACCCGUUCGAAUACAACAAACUGAUGAAAGCUUUUGCUCGGGCAGGCCAACCUGAUGAUGUCCUCCGCCUGCUUGACGAAAUGCGGCAAUCAAACUUCGAGCUUGAUGUACCAUGUUACACCACUGCCAUUGAUAGCUUGGUGGUUGCCCGACGAUUUGAGGAAGCUGAGGCUGUUUUCAAGGAUAUGGUCUCGUCGGGAUUGAUUCCUGAUGUUGCUUCUUGCACUGUUCUUGUAAAAAUGUACUCUUGUUAUUUGAAGCAGUUUAAUAAAGCUUGUUUGGUUCUUCAGUGGAUGGUGAGGCUUGGUUGCAAGCCUGAUGUGGUUGCUUAUUCCACACUGAUUGCUGGGCUUUGUCAAGCUGGAAAGAAUCCGGGAAGCUAUUGGUGUCCUCAAACUUAUGCUGCAUGA